AUGACAGUCUUCGACGAUGCUGAGGGGGACAGUUCUGUGGCAUCGUCUUCCCAUUAUGACCCAUAUUAUGGGAGAAUACUGAGAAUACCUGGGCCUGCGCCGGUUUCAGGCAGCUUGGAUCAGAUCUGGGCAUUUGUCGAACCGGCUCUCUGUCACAUCCUGAGUGCUUCAACGCCAAACGGAGAGCCUGCUCGAAUCGACGCCGAGUACUACUCCCAUAUAUACACUACGCUUUAUAAUCUCAGCACUACUUCUCCCAGGGGACGAAGUGUGUCAGGCGCUGCGGGACAUGCAUUGGCACGCCUGGCUUCCUUGCAGCUCUUUAGCAGGCCUCCAUCCAAUUCUGCGGGUAAACAGCGCGACUUCACUCCCCCGGAAUCAGACUCUGUAUCAGAUCAAGUUGAUUACGGUCCCUAUCUCCGACUUGAAGAUACUUUCCGUCGACACGCCCAAAAUGUCUUGGAUAACGCUCCAGCCAAUGACCCUCGGUUGAUCGAGUACCUCCUAACACAGUAUCAGCGUUAUACCCGUUCGGCCACUUACAUCUCCCGAAUGUUUUCAUAUCUGCAUCGUCAUUUUAUUAGACGAAUGAUUGCUGCUGGGCACGGCUGGUUGGACAUGACGCCUCACGAGACCAUCAGUCAACUUGCUCGCUACCCCCCCGGUCGCCGACCAUCGGAGCGCGAGCUGGAGGAACGGAUCGCGAACGAAAUCAAGGCCAGACGGUUGGUGGAGCUCAAGAAAUGGGGUUAUACUACAGGUUCUCGUGACACCCACUCUCGUGAGUCGGAGGCAACGGCAGAAGCCUGCGCUGAGGCUGCUAGUCCCUCUGAUAAGAUUGUACCCAUUCUAUCCCUUGCACUUCGACAAUGGCGUAUACAGGUGCUCGAACCUUUGGGUGUGGAUUCGCGUUUGUCGAGAGUCGCCUUGACGCUCGUCCGUCGCCCGACCAACGACAAGACUCCGGAGAAGAUGCAACGGAUGCUCAAGUCCUGUGGGGUAAGAGGAGCCGAUCCGGCUCGCAAGGUACUAAAGCGAUAUACACAGUCCCCAAAAUAA
Molecule: messenger RNA, 1059 nt
Organism: Rhizoctonia solani
Lineage: Eukaryota; Fungi; Basidiomycota; Agaricomycetes; Cantharellales; Ceratobasidiaceae
Product: cullin family
Exons: 1
Coding region: 1-1059 (352 amino acids)
Source: RefSeq, a predicted model, not a curated record